AUGAAUAAGCGCAAGCUAUCAUCAAAGUCUGAUGACUCAGAUUUGGUCAAUUUAUGUUCAUUCCUUCUGCCGGAGGUCCAAAAAAUUGUGAAUGAUCGCAGAGUGUCGGAGAAUUCUCCAAUCAGACCACUUUUAGAAGAUAUUUUGCGCCAUGAUGGAAUAAUUCCUGUUCCCAGAGAAUUUUCCCAAGCUACACAGUAUCCAUCAGUCAGGAGAUUGCAUCCAUGUGGGUUACCAAAUACUGAAUUUUCUAAAGCUUCAGUUUCCUCUUUAAACAAAAGCAUUGCAGAGGAUGGAAAGACUGUGCGAGACUAUUUGCGCAACAAGCCGGCAAACAAUAGCAGUCGUUAUCCGGUAAAUCAAACAGUGAGCAGGCUCCCAUCCAAGUACAUUGGUGCCGCAGUAAUACCACCUCCAAGGCCAAUUAAACCUGUUCUGAACACGUCAAAGAAGCCGAUACCUAGUACCUCGGACAUUCCACAAAUGCCUCCGCUGAAAGACCGAAGAAUUUACUUUCUCAAAAGGCACGAGACUUCAGAUGUACCAUAUCUGGCGCAAACCGAAUUCCCUGAAUUCGUUACUGUGGGAGAAGAGAAAUUCUUUCAGAUGUGUCCUUUCGCAGGUUUUGCAUUCAAUGUAAAACGAAUUGGAAUGUUCUCUGAUCCGGAUGACAAGGCAAUCUAUGACCCUGAAUAUACCCAAAACAAAAAAAGAUGCAUUGGUAAAGCGAAAAUCAUCUACUUGACUAACUUAAUAGACUCUACCUAUUUCCAUAAGAUACGAGGUUCUCAGUCUCCAUACGUUAUAAGAAUACUUUGCGGAUGGAGUAUUGAAAAGAUUUGGUUGAACACAAGAACUUGGGUAUUGUUUGUCGAUGGGAAAUCCUUCGAGGAGCGGAUUUCUUCUGAGGCGGAAUUGGAUGAAGUUUGUAUGCUUGGUAGUUUUCUCGGUGCGAACACAGAGGAAACUGCUUUCCUACGGAAGAGGUACCGUAAUCACAGGUUGAAGGAACGCCAUAGUCAUUCUAUUGAAACCGGUAAUUCUCUUGUAAAUAAGAGAGCUCUGCAAUCAGGUAUAUCGUCGGUAGAUGAGGCACAAAGUAAGAGAGUACGUGAAAACGAUUAUGUUGCGAACGAAGCUCAAAACGUGACAUCAGACUUGGGAUGGCGACAUCGUGAUGAUUGA
Botrytis porri is the source of this 1185-nucleotide messenger RNA. RefSeq lists its product as uncharacterized. The transcript has 3 exons. Lineage: Eukaryota; Fungi; Ascomycota; Leotiomycetes; Helotiales; Sclerotiniaceae. Bases 1 to 1185 code for a protein of 394 amino acids. The record is from RefSeq and is a predicted model, not a curated record.